Molecule: messenger RNA, 748 nt
Organism: Nomia melanderi (Alkali bee)
Lineage: Eukaryota; Metazoa; Arthropoda; Insecta; Hymenoptera; Halictidae
Gene: roh
Product: reduction of Rh1
Source: RefSeq, a predicted model, not a curated record
UUGUUAUCCGUAGGAUGCGAUAAAAAGUGAGAUUCCCAUCUAUAACACAAAGUAUUUUAAGGCGAACUCAAUGUACCAUACACGUGGUAUAUUUUAUUAAUAAACUGCUGGAACUUUUACACUGAUUUUAAUGUAAUUAUCCGAAGAAUAUAUAUUUUUUCCAAAAACUGUACUAUACAAUUCUCAACGUUACGUUUUCUUGAAAUUCAUCCAAAUUUGAACCAAUAGAAUUGUUACAUCUCGAACCACAAUCGACAAGAAUUUUCGAUUCGGUAUCUUUCGAUAUGUUUAGUAAAAUGCCAAUUAUGUAAUACUGUUCUAUGGCUGCUGAGCGUGCACAUCGCAGAGUUUGCGAGUACGAUUUUUAAUUCUGUCUUGUCUAAGACAUAACCAGACAUGUCUGCAGAUGAAGUUCCACGGCGUAUGAUAUAUCCAUACACAUUAUCAGCAAAGAUUGCCCAGUUUCCAUAUAAAUUGUAUUUAACUCAUAAAAAUACUUGGUUAUUUAGAUUUUUCCCACUUGGUAUUCUUAUGACUUUGCCCAUAUUCUAUAAAAUACAAAAACUCAGUUAUUCUCCUGAAAAUGUAAAGAAAUGGGAAGAAGUCAGAAGGGAACAAUUUUCAGGGAAGGUGAUGCAUCAUUAAGUAAUACCUGAAAGUUUGUUAGUAUGACAUGUAAGAAGAGUGUAUGAAUAAAAUACAUGUAACCUCUACAAAAUAACAUUAAAAUUAGUAAUAUUUUCCAAUA